Messenger RNA from Labeo rohita (rohu), 2141 nucleotides. It is a transcript of the gene grhprb, whose product is annotated as glyoxylate reductase/hydroxypyruvate reductase b. The transcript has 9 exons. Gene Ontology annotation, cellular component: cytosol. Bases 86 to 1141 code for a protein of 351 amino acids. The record is from RefSeq and is a predicted model, not a curated record. Gene Ontology annotation, molecular function: hydroxypyruvate reductase [NAD(P)H] activity; glyoxylate reductase (NADPH) activity; NAD binding. Lineage: Eukaryota; Metazoa; Chordata; Actinopteri; Cypriniformes; Cyprinidae.
AACUGUCCACACACAGAAGCUGCUGCCACUUCCAACUUCUGUUAUCCUUUACCACAGAUCCCUGUAUUGAUAGACAUUGCUCGCAAUGUGGUGCAGCAGAACAGCGCUCGGGAGACUGCAGAGGAUCGCGCCGUGUACCGUUAGCGGAUUUCAUCGCGCAAUGUCUAUGUUACCGAAAGUGUUUGUGACGCGCAGAGUGCCGCCGGACGGACUGGACAUUCUCCGCAAAUCCGGGCAGGUGCAGUUUGAGAUGUGGGACUCUGAUGACCCUAUGCCCCGAAUGGAGCUGCUGAAAAAGGUCAAAGGUUGUGAUGGAAUACUAUGUGUACUCACAGAGAAGAUUGACGCACAACUGCUGGAAGCUGCAGGUCCAAAUCUAAAAGUGGUCAGCACUAUGUCAGUGGGCUUUGAUCAUCUUUCUCUAGAUGAGCUCAAGAAAAGGGAAAUCCGUGUAGGAUACACUCCAGAUGUUCUGACCGAUUGUGUGGCUGAAUUGACUGUUGCGUUGUUACUCGCUACAUCCAGAAGACUCAUUGAGGCCACACAUGAGGCUAAAACGGGUGGUUGGGGAACAUGGAGAACUUUAUGGCUGUGUGGUCAUGAACUAGCAAACAGCACAGUUGGCAUCUUGGGACUUGGGAGGAUUGGUGUGGCUAUCGCCGAACGUCUGAAGCCUUUUAAGGUGAAGAAAUUCAUCUAUACAGAUGUGACUCCGAGACCUGAGCUCGCAAAUAUGAUAGAGGCAGAAUAUGUCUCUUUAGAUAAACUGGCCGAGCAGUCUGAUUUUCUGGCUGUAUGCUGUGCUCUGACUCCAGAGACUCAUGGGAUCUGCAAUUUUAAUCUCUUCUCCAAAAUGAAGAAAAAUGCCAUCUUCAUCAACACAAGCAGAGGUGGAGUGGUUAAUCAGGAAGAUCUGUAUGAAGCCCUGUCCACUGGUCUGAUUGCUGGAGCCGGGCUGGAUGUUACCACACCUGAACCACUGCCAACUCACCAUCCUCUUUACACACUCAAAAACUGUGUGAUUCUUCCCCACAUUGCCAGUGCUUCAUAUACGACACGGAACGCCAUGUCUGCUCUUGCUGCCAACAACCUGCUGGCUGGACUCAGGGGUGAACCAAUGCCUAAAGAACUUAAACUGUAAAAGUAGACCACACAGAAUGGGAUAGUUCAUCCAAAAAUGAAAAUUCUGUCAUUAAUUACUCACCUUCAUGUCGUUCCAAACCCGUAAGACAUUCGUUCAUCUUUGAAACACAAAUUAAGAUAUUUUUGAUUGAAUCCAUAGACAGCAACACAACUACCACCUUUAAGACCCAGAAAGGUAGUAAGGACAUCUUUAAAAUAAUCUAUGUGACAUCAGUAGUUCAACCUUAAUAUAACAAAGCUACGAGAGGUCUUUUUGUGCAUAAAGAAAACAAAAAUAAUAUGGGUUAAGUAUAUAGUAGCAGAGUUGUCUUUUUAGGUGAACUAUUCCUUUAAAACAACAACACGUACGUUUGUGUUCUAACGUCAGAAGCCUAGUGUUUGUGAGCACACAGGCAAGGUUCACAGCCUGAGAUCAAUGAUCUACAAAGAGCAAACUCAGCAAAGAUCAGUCAUGUUCAUUCAAGUCCUUCAGUCCUUAAAUAUGCUGCCAGGUUAGAACUUUUUAGUUGUCCAUUUUCAAGAAUGAGAAACACAUAAAUACAAUAAUAAAAAGACAGACUAAACGUAUAGCAUUCUUCAUGAUUUUAUUCACUUAAUUCUUUUUUAAACCAGUAGAAAAAAAUGAGCGCUCUAACAAUGUGCAGUUAAUAGCCAUUACACAGACUCACAUUAACUCCUUCACUUUUGGCAUCUCUAGAUCUAAAAGUCAUAGUACAAAAAAAUAUUAUAAUAAUAAUAAUAAUCAUCAUCAUCAUCAUCAUCAUCACAUAAGGCAGUUGUUUUACUUCCAUUGUGAUUCAGGUCAUUCAAAGAAAAAGUCCUGUAUGUUUAGUUACAUUUAACACAUGAUAAGUAUGUACAUACAUUUAAGGUCAAUGCUGUAACAAACUGUUCAGAAACACUCAUGUUUUAACAUUCAUGUUAAAUAAAAAAAAACAGGCACAGGUAUAUAAUCAUACAAUCUUGACGAAUAUUAUAAUAAAGUACAAUAAUUUAGA